Molecule: messenger RNA, 1980 nt
Organism: Nipponia nippon (crested ibis)
Lineage: Eukaryota; Metazoa; Chordata; Aves; Pelecaniformes; Threskiornithidae
Source: RefSeq, a predicted model, not a curated record
GGCGCCAAUGCCUCUGCUUUGGAGAAAGAGAUUGGUCCUGAACAGUUCCCGGUGAAUGAGCAUUAUUUUGGCUUGGUCAAUUAUUGCUACGCAAAAGAAGAAGGUGGGAGUCAUCCCACCCAAGAAAUUUAUUUCCCGAUUGAGGAAAGAAAAUGAAUUAUUUGAUAAUUAUAUGCAGCAGGAUGCACAUGAAUUCCUAAACUACCUACUUAACACUAUUGCUGACUUACUACAAGAAGAGAAGAAGCAGGAGAAGCAGAAUGGCAAACUCCAGAACGGCAGCAUUGAGAGUGAAGGAGGAGACAAGACUGAUCUGACGUGGGUCCAUGAAAUCUUCCAAGGAACACUAACCAAUGAAACCAGAUGUCUUAACUGUGAGGCUGUUAGUAGCAAAGAUGAGGACUUUCUGGAUCUAUCGGUUGAUGUGGAACAAAAUACAUCAAUUACGCACUGUCUAAGAGGGUUUAGUAAUACUGAAACUCUAUGCAGUGAAUAUAAAUACUAUUGUGAGCAGUGCCGCAGUAAACAGGAAGCACAGAAAAGAAUGAGAGUGAAAAAGUUGCCCAUGAUUCUAGCUCUGCACUUAAAAAGGUUCAAAUACAUGGACCAGCUGCAUCGAUACACCAAACUCUCCUACCGUGUAGUCUUUCCCUUGGAGCUCCGGCUCUUUAACACUUCAGGAGAUGCUACAAAUCCUGACAGAAUGUAUGACCUUGUGGCUGUAGUUGUUCACUGUGGCAGUGGUCCAAAUCGUGGACAUUAUAUCACCAUUGUGAAGAGCCAUGGCUUUUGGUUGCUGUUUGAUGAUGACAUUGUAGAGAAAAUUGAUGCCCAGGCCAUUGAAGAAUUCUAUGGGUUAACAUCAGACAUUUCCAAAAACUCAGAAUCUGGAUAUAUCCUCUUCUACCAGUCAAGAGACUAAGACAAAAGAUUACGUGUAUACAAAUAAAAGAAAAAAGGGAUCAAGAUAUGUCCAAAUGGAACAUAUUUGUGACAGCAGAAGCAGUUCCUCAUUGUUGCUGUAGGACCAGGACAGAUCCAGCAGGGCGAAUAAAGGUUUCUCCCUGCCAUUUCGUGGAGGAUUAGUGCUGACUGCCGUAACAAGAAGAGCUUUUGUUCCAGUUUUCUUUCUGGGCUUUUUUUACGUGCUAUCUUCCAAAAUCUGUGUUACCUCUACUUGAAACCUGGCUGCUUAUUUGUUCAUGAACUGAAGAAGAGAUUUAAAAGUAGCAUUGUAGAAUUUUUACCAUUUAAUGUUGGCCUGAGGCUAUACCUUGGUUUCUACCAUCGUCGUUUUUCUGUAUUUUAGCAGAAUGAUUUCAAUAUUCAGUGUCAGCUGAAGGAAUAUUUUAGGAUAUGAACAGCAGCUGGUUGCUGGAUAUUUUUGGUGACUCAGACUUGAGAAGCAGUACAAAGCUAAGACAUAUUGGAAAUGUCAAGUCUGUAAUUUUUAUAAAAAAGCAGACAAAAAACUCUCUCUGCAGCAUUGUAAAUUUCCCCGUUAUGCAUUAUCUUGGGUUUAGAUAACACUAACAGCACUGCUUCUUUUUAUACUUUUAUUUUUACUGUUCUGUUUCCUCUUCAGAAGGUAUAGAACUUUGUCCAUAUUCAGCCUCGUCUGUUGUGCGUUUUUCUUUUGAAGCAGAAGUUUUGACUCAGAGCCACGUUGCUGCAGAUUUAAGGGGAGCAGAAAAGCAGUUACCGUUUGGAGAAUAUGUCUGGCAACCAGUUGCUGUAGAAAGUUUGAAGUGACAGCAUUUCUUGGAGCUAUUGCGUAAACCAAAAGUGCCCUCGUUCUGAAACAGGAUCCGUUCAACGUUUCAUUCAAUACACAGUAAACUGAUGCAACUAGCGUUUUGAAUCUAUGCUAAUACACAGAGACAGCACUAAUUGUGAAGGGUUAACCAAGGGAAGCAUUAUUUCUGUAACUAAUCCGGUUCUUCUUAAGUCUUCAAGAUAAUGAACAAGUAAGAAGGAAAA